Messenger RNA from Notodromas monacha, 1114 nucleotides. NCBI's taxonomy places the organism in Eukaryota, Metazoa, Arthropoda, Ostracoda, Podocopida, Cyprididae. The record is from the annotation of a GenBank genome assembly.
AAUUUUUCAGGUUUUCAGAAAUACUUCUCAAGAAGAAAGCAAACGGAAUGAUGACUGGAGGUCUUGGUGAAGGUUCAGCAUGGAUGUUCGUUGAUUACCCGUUAUCCCUAAUUAUCGACGAGAUUAAACAUUACUCGCUGUCACGUCGUGCGUUGUCAUCGAGGACAGGUAGAGAAAAGCAAUUGAAGGAAUAGUUCCGAGUGGUCGAAUUCGUCGCGAUUUUCGUCAAUUAAGUUUAGGACUGUAAGCAUUACUUCUUACUGUCGUAACUCUGGGUGGAAUGUUGAGCAGCAACGGUGCUGGAGGGCUGUCGACGGAGGAUUUAACGACAGUUGCGGCCUUGGAAGGCAAUGAGAACAAAGACGGGAGGGCCGCCGGGCAGGCGUCUUCCGCGACGCUCGGCGGCGAAUCCGAUUUACUGGAAGGCAUCUCCGCUGGCAACCCUGGCAAUGGCUCUUCGCCAGCGGCUUCCGACGACGAGGACGAGUUCCGCUACGACGUGCUGGACGCGAAGCAAUUGCGCGCAGAAAUGCAAGCUGCCAUUGCCGAAGUGCAGCAGAUAAUUAAGGCGUCCCCACGACAGUGCUCUGAGAAUGAGGACGUAGUGCCGACCCUGUUCCUCUCGAACAACCUUUUUAUGAUGCUUCCCGGGCUCUUGCGACACAGGUAUCUUUUAUUCAUUUCUUCAGCUGUAGCGGAAAAGGAAGGCGAAAACAGCAGUGCACCAGGAUCCCCGACAAAGAGGCGAAGUUCUGCCAAGAGUAAAUCCUCCCUGCUGACGACAUUCGAGUGCGGAAUUUGCAUGGAACCCGCGAAACCCACGUGGCGCGGAGAAGACGCGGGUUGUGGGCACCGAUUUUGCAGGGACUGUUACAGGGACUACAUUUCAUCGCGCAUACUCAGCGGCACCAUGAACGAAUGGGCGACAUGUCCUCAAAGUGAUUGCGAACAACUCGUUUCCCAUGAGCAGAUUGAGUCGCUGCUGAGUGCAGAUUCGCACGCAUUGCAACUGUAUGCGAGAUUCCUGGUCAAUUCCUAUGUGGACAGUCACAAGAGUGUCAAGUGGUGCCCGGCUCCGGAUUGCGAAUUUGCAGUUCGUGUGCGGGAAGGUAUA